CACUCCCUCUGCCCCAGGGCUUUGGGUGUGGGGCGUUUGAGUUGUGUGGAAUCUGAAAGAAAUCCACUUCUCCGGAUUUUACUAGCAGCUUGAGGAAGAGUAAGGAAAGUGCUGCGAAGGCUGUCAGCUACAGGCUCUUGGCUUCAGCAUGAUAUACUGGAAAGAAUAUGAGAUUCUGGGAUUAGAAGAACCUUAAGGGCAUGAGUCCCAGACUCUGUACUACCAGCUGUGUGACAUUGGGGAAGUCACUUCAUCCAUCUGAGGCUUGUUUUUCCUGCCUGUCAAAUGAAAAAUAAAAGACACCAACCUCUCAAGGCAAUGAAGACCUGACCUUCCUGGCUCUAAGCCGGAGCUGGCUCUGAGUGAAUGUUGCCAGGGUGAAGGAUGGAGUACUGAAGAAGUGAUGAAGCACCUCUGAUGUGAGAGAUGCUACACAAGACACGACCCAGUCAAUCCAUCCUUUUGCGGAAUAUCAAUUAACAUUGCCCAGCAGUUCAAGAACCUCAAGGCUGACUAACCUUCGCAAAGGAGGCCGACUCCUGCAUCUGGAGGGCAUGGCCUGAGGCAGCAUGGACACCUGGGAACAAAGUAGAGAACCAUCCAUGGAAGCUCUGGGCCUUGCCUCUGGAUGGAAGAUUAAAUCGCCUUACAAGGAAAGUAAGCGCCCAGGAAGAUGUGUUGGAGAGAGAGCACAAGCAGAGGGAGCAGCAGAGAGAGAGGGAGAAGCGGGCUCCUUAUUGAGCAGAGAGUCCGAUGCGGGGCUAGAUCCCAGGACUCCGGGAUCAUGACCUGAGCUGAAGGCAGACGCUUAACGACUGAGCCACCCAGGCGCCCCAAAGAUCCUUACUGGAAGGCAGCAUGUCCAAUUCUACCUUGCGAAAAAUGUCUCCCACAGGAAAUGAUAUGAAGAGUACCACUCAGGGGACCACAUUGAGGCAACAGGAUUUUCAUGAGGUGAACAAAAGAAGGACUUUCUUACAAGACAACAGCUGGAUAAAGAAAUGUCCCAAAGAAGAAAAAGAUGAAAAUUAUGGUAGGGUGGUGCUCAACCGACGUAACUCCCAUGAUGCCUUGGACAGGAAAGCAAAUGAGAGAGAUGAGCCAAAAGCUACGAUUAGUCGGUACGGAUCUGAUGACACUUUAGACAGGAUCUCAGACAGAAAUGAUGCUGCUAAAACACAUAAGGCCAAUACCUUGGAUAACCGACUGACCAAUAGAAACAUGUCCACGUUUAGAUCACCAGAAGUAACAAAGAUGCAGCCUGGAGUUUCGUUCAAUGCCAAUACCACCAGCACCCUGGCUCCCACCUCUGCUACAACUCCUGUAAAGAAAAAGAGACAGUCCUGGUUUCCACCACCUCCUCCAGGUUACAGCACCACCCCAAGCAAGGGAGCAAGCAGAAGGGAACCAACUGUUCACCCUCCCAUACCUCCAAAGCCCAGUUCUCCUGUUCCAUCUCCUAACCAGCUGAGACGGGAGAAUAGGCAGAUAUGUCCACCUAAACCAGGUGUAUAUACAGAAACCAACAGAUCUGCUGAAAGAAAUAUAAGGAGUCAGGAUCUCGAGAACAUUGUCAAAGUGACCACUUCACUUCAGAAAACUAACAAGGGUGAAGAAUUGGAUAAUCUCAUCAAAAUGAACAAAAGCUUGAAUAGAAAUCAAGGUCUUGAUGGUCUCUUCAGAGCAAAUCCUAAGGCAGAGCAAACAGAGAAAAGAGCCAAAAGCCUUGAAAAUCUCAUUUUUAUGAAUACUCGAACAGACAAAGACGGAAAAGGAAACCAAGGCCUUGGAAGUCUUAUUAAAGUUAAUCAAAGGACUGACAAAAAUGAGAAAGGAAGCCAAGAUCUCGAAACGAUUAUCAAAGUGAAUGCCAGGACAGAUAAAACUAGGAGAGGAGGUGAAGACCUUGAUAAUCUUAUCAAAGCAAAGCCCAAAGGAAGUGAAAACGCCACUGGCAAACAAGAUCUCAAUGGAUUGAUUAAAGUGAAUCCUGAAACAAAUAAAAAUAUCAAGAGGGGCCAGAGCCUUGACAAUCUCAUUAAAGUGACUCUUGAAGUAAACAGAAGUAACGCAAGUUCCAAAGAUCUUGAUAACCUCAUCAAAGUGGUUCCAAGAACAGGAAAAAACAUGCAAGGGGGCCAAAGUCUUGACAGCCUCAUCAAAGUGUCUCCUGAAACAAACAGAACUAACCAAAGAAAUCAAGAUCUUGAUAAGCUCAUCAGAGUGAAUCCUGAAACUCUCACCAACAACCAGAGAAACCAGGAUCUGGAUAACCUCAUCAAAGUGAAUCCUGCAGUGACCAGAAGCAGUCAGGGUGAAGGCUUGGACAAUCUCGUUAAAGUGAAAUCUUCAGCUCUCAGAAACCCUGAGCGAGACCAAGACCUGAAAAAUGUAAUUGAAGUAAAUUCUAAUGUGCCUAAAAACAAAAAUGGAAGGCUAGAUGGCCAAGUCGAUGGAUCCACGGAUGCUUUAAACACCCAGCUCACUAGAACUCCUGCCCAUUUGUAUGAAGCCAGGAGAAAUCUCAGCUUCAAUGCUGAAACCAGGCAUGCAGGACCGAAGGAUACCUUUGUGUAUACAAGGACGUAUGUGGAGAACAGAAAAUCACUGAAGGAUGGAUAUCAGAAUAUCUCUGGAAAAUACAUACAAACUGUUUAUUCGACUUCAGAUAGGUCUGUCAUUGAAAGAGAUAUGUGUACUUAUUGCCGGAAACCUUUGGGCACAGAAACAAAAAUGAUUUUAGAUGAAUUACAAAUAUGCUGCCAUUCCACUUGCUUCAAGUGUGAAAUAUGCAAGCGGCCUUUGGAAAACCUACAGGCAGGUGAUAGUAUUUGGAUUUAUAGACAGACAAUACACUGUGAACCUUGCUACUCUAAAGUAAUGGCAAAGUGGAUUCAAUAAUUCUGGCACAUGGAAAUCAAGAGAAAAGUGUUCAUUAGGACGUUAAAUUUUAUUUUAAGAAUAUGUCAUCUAAAAAAGCUUUUACACUGAAGAUUGACCCUUGUAUACAACUAACAAUUCUGCUAUUGCAUAAAUAGUCUAAUUGCCUUCAAUAAGGUCAUAUACAUAAAGGAAGUCAUCUGGUAUCUGGCUAGAUUUAGCCAUGAAAAAUUCAAGUGGUUCCAGUUACCAAUGUCAAAGGGAUGAUGCUUCUGAUGGCAGUGAGCUGUGUCAACCCUAACUAGGUCCAUCUCUGCUCCGUAAGUGGGCUGCACAUUGUGGUUGCCGUUACAGACAAGUUUCCUUUUCUCUCAUCUUUGUUUCCCUAAGGAUUUGUAUUUACAGAUACUAUUGACAUCCUGACAAACUGUCAAAAAAGCAAGAUAUAUUUCUUUUAUGCUCAAAAGAAAUGUUGAUAGAAAUUUUUUUAUGAAGUUUGGCAGAAAGAUGUUUCAUAUAAAGUUGUAUGAACCUCAGAGGAUCACUUGACCCUUCCAUACAAAAUGAUUGGUCCCUUUCUGCUCCCCAGAUUUUCUGAUUCUAAAGCAAGUGUUGUUUUCUCUUUAAAAGCAUAUUUGAAUAUGUGUUUGUUAAGCAUUUUGAACUAAAUAGUACAUCUAACCAAUUUAAUGUUAUCCUUCAGUUUGCCACAGAUAUAAUUUUUAUAGAAUGUUUUAAAAACAGAAACAUGGAUUUAUGAGUAAUGGGUAAAAUUAUACAUGAUGUGUAUAGUUUACAUAUUAUAAGUUGUUAGAUUUUCUUUGCAUGCAUUUCAAAAUCCAAGUAUAUGAAUAAUCUGAGAAAUAAUGGUUGUGGAUUACAAAGACAUGUUCUUUUGCUUGUCGCAUCUAUUCAUAUUACAUAGCACUUUACAGUUGCAGACAGCUUAUAAGUAAAAAUAAAAUGAACUACCAGUUACACAGAACCUUUUGUGGAGUGUCUAUAAAUAUCAUUCACUGAUAUCGAUGUUCUCAAUUACAGAGAUCAUAAUUUUGUAUAUUCUAUGCCAUGCUGGUUAAUGUAAUUCUUUAACUACUUUAGCUAUAGCUUUUAUUUUAUUAUUAUUUUUUUGAGAGAGAAGAGUAGUGGGGGAGGGGCAGGGGGAGAGAGAGAAUCCCAAGCAGGUUCCACGGCCAGUGCAGAUCCCGACACAGAGCUCCAUCUCAAGACUCUGAGACCAUGACCUGAGCCAAAAAUCAAGGGUGGGUUGUUUAACUGACUGAGCCACCCAGGCACCAUAUAGCUUUUAUUUUUAAAGAGCUUUUUCUUGAGGAAUUGAAAAUUCAAUAAUCAUAUAUGAGGAACUAGUAUUAUUGUGAGAAAUUGAAUAUAAACUAUUUUAUAUGCACAUAGCAACUGCUUUCUCAAAGGAAGGCGUACAGAAUAUUGAAGAGAGGGCAGAAUUUUAGGGAAGCUUAAGGUAGUUGUGAAAAACUGACAUCAACUAGGGAGAUUAAAUGAUCAUCAUGUAUUUUCCAAAUGUUGAUAAAUUUAAAGAAUUAUUCUUCUGUGUAAUGAUUUCAAGAAUCUGUUCCUUUUAGAGACUGGUCUGCAAAGCGUUAAGUACAAAACGCUUAUCAAAAUACAGCAAUGUAUAAUUGUCCUAUGGAGGGGAAGCCAGAAAAAACAAUUAAUAAUAAUUGGAUAUUCAUUAAUUCAUGCCUGAUGAGAAGCAGUGGUAAUUGAGCCAUAUGUUUUAUUGUUCUUUUAUUACAUGCUAACAGAGUGGAUCAAAAGAAAGAAUUUUCUUAGGGUUGGAAUUUGUGGCAGAAAAGGACUGAUGGAAGAGUAUCCCUCCCUUUUAUAUGAAGUGUAUUAACAUCUCAAUGCAUUUGUAGUAAUUAAAAAUCAUUUGAAUAUCAUUUUAGAAGUAUUCUACUUUUUAAUGCUUCAUUUAAAAAAAUUUAAAAGGAACAUAUUUCUCACUUUUCUGUAGCUGUUUAAUGGACCCUUUCUUCUAUAAUAAUGUAUUAAAUUAAACCAAAAGCUGUUGUAAAAAUGGAAUAAAUACAGAGCGGGAAAGCAGGGCUUCCAAUUCACUAAGACCACUUCAUUAUGUCUGGGUUUAUUUGUACCAUCAGAAUACAGAUUUCUAAGACAAUUUGGAAGAUCACGU
Molecule: messenger RNA, 5056 nt
Organism: Mirounga angustirostris (Northern elephant seal)
Lineage: Eukaryota; Metazoa; Chordata; Mammalia; Carnivora; Phocidae
Gene: SCEL
Product: sciellin
Exons: 36
Coding region: 859-2901 (680 amino acids)
Biological process (GO): epidermis development
Cellular component (GO): cytoplasm
Source: RefSeq, a predicted model, not a curated record